Molecule: messenger RNA, 1288 nt
Organism: Aspergillus alliaceus
Lineage: Eukaryota; Fungi; Ascomycota; Eurotiomycetes; Eurotiales; Aspergillaceae
Product: glutathione S-transferase
Exons: 3
Coding region: 95-889 (264 amino acids)
Source: RefSeq, a predicted model, not a curated record
GCAGUCAGUGGGCUAGAUAAAAUCCCCACCAAGCCUCCCCUUAAGUCUUUCUUUCUUCGUCUACUUAGCCAGUUCCCUUACAAGUAGAAGCAAGAUGAGCACCCCAAGAAACCUCCUCGGAGCCAAGAUCCUCGUCCACUGGCUCGAAAAGUCACGCGCCCAGCGAAUUCUCCACCUUCUCGAAGAACUCUCCCUCCCAUACGAGAUAAAAGCCUACUCGCGCAACCCUAACGGCACCGCCCCCGACGCCCUCAAGACCAUCCACCCCUUGGGCAAAUCGCCGCUCGUUUCCAUCACACCACCACCAGAAGCACAAAAAGGGCCCAUUGUGCUGGCGGAAUCGGGCCCUAUCAUCGAGUACCUUCUUUCCCACAGCGGAGAAGACGCAAAAGCCAAGGCUUUAGUUCCGGAGCAAUGGAAGAAAGGUGAGGAAGGAGAGUUGGGCGGGGAGACGGAGGCGUGGAUGCGAUAUCGGUACUGGAUGCACUAUGCCGAGGGAAGUUUGAUGUCACCUGUUCAGGUGCAUUUGAUUAUGAAUGCUGUUGAAAAUGCCCCCGUGCCCUUCUUCCUCAAACCGCUCGUGAGGUUUGUUCCAGGUCGCGUCCGAGCCGAGUUUCUCGAUCAGGAGCUCAAGACGCAUUUUCGAUUCCUAGAGAGUCAGUUGGAGACGGCGCCUGAGGGCGGUCCGUUCUUCUGUGGGUCACGGUUGACCGUGGCAGAUAUUCAGAUGAGUAUCCCGGUUUUGGCGGGGUUGAAUCUCUCCAUUGUUCCUCGUAAGGAGUAUCCCCAGCUUGACGCAUUUUCCACAGCGCUGCAGAAAACAGAGGGCUACCAACGAGCCGUGAGGAAGAUCGAGGAACUGGAGGGAAAGCCUUUUGUAGCGAUCUAAUAAAGAAAAGAGCUAGUAAAUGCUUUGCCUUACCUGGGACAGGAUCGUCGAGCAACCAAUGGCGAUUCAGUCCGGUAGUUUACAGUAUAUACCCUGUGCAUGAACAGUCGGGUUGAAUAAAAGAUCACUUGAUCAAAUGGCCCAAUACAAACUAUAUCAUACUGUGGGUCCCAGCCUGACAGCGGUUACUAAAGGUGGGACAAAAGGGUGUCCAACUAAUAAGUUCCAAGCAAAAGGCACUUAUUAGCUAGUAAGGGUACUCGAAUACAUCUUCAUACUGCAUAACGAAACUGGGGCGCUUUCUUGUACAAGGAGCAAGAAAAAUAGAAAUCCAGAAAAUGGUGUUUACAUACACUCUUCAAGAAAUAUAAUAUCAAGUUGCUCACCAUAAUGAUUGUC